Liolophura sinensis is the source of this 6069-nucleotide messenger RNA. Its product is annotated as cell division cycle protein 27 homolog. Gene Ontology annotation, molecular function: protein binding. Gene Ontology annotation, cellular component: cytoplasm; anaphase-promoting complex. The record is from RefSeq and is a predicted model, not a curated record. The coding region runs from base 92 to 2587 and encodes 831 amino acids. Gene Ontology annotation, biological process: protein ubiquitination; metaphase/anaphase transition of mitotic cell cycle; cell division. Lineage: Eukaryota; Metazoa; Mollusca; Polyplacophora; Chitonida; Chitonidae. The transcript is spliced from 20 exons.
CAUUAAUGGCGGACACUUGCGACAAUGAAGGGAAUUUGAUGUUUGUACGUUUUUAACGAGUAACGUCAGUUAAAGACCACUGCUUACCACGAUGUUGCUUCAGGAACCAGUGCAGGCAGCAAUUUGGGAUGCCCUAAAUCACUACUCAAUUCGGGAUGCCACAUUCCUGGCAGAAAGGCUGUAUGCGGAAGUUAAAAAUGACGACGCUAUAUUCCUGCUAGCAACCUGCUAUUACCGUGCUGGGAAGUCAAAGAAAGCUUACAGCUUGUUGCAGACUCGUGGUUGCUCCACGCCGCAGUGUAAAUAUUUGCUGGCGCGAUGCUGUGUUCAGAUAGACAAAUUAUCAGAGGCAGAGAAUGUACUGGCAGGAAGUGUUUUGACAAAAUGUAAAACUCAUGAUGAGAUUAUCUCAGAGUUCGGCAACUCGGCCUGCUAUAUUUUCUCACUCCUGGGGCAUAUUUACAGCAAAACUGAAAGGACGGCUAAGGCAUGUGAAUGUUAUCGGAAGAGCCUAAAGUUGAACCCUCUCCUAUGGGCAUCUUUUGAGCGACUCUGUCAGAUGGGUGAGAAAGUGGAUUCCACUCAGGUCUUUCAGCUGCCCGACCAGGGCCUGAGCCAUGGGAACGUCCAGGGGUUGGUCAGUUCUGGUCAGGCUCCGCCCACCACACUACAGCGCCUCCCCCAAACCACCGGACUUCCCAGCCACAACACCAGCCUAUCAGACGGCAGCUCUCCUGUCAUCACAGAAUGCAGACCUCAGACCCCUGUCCCCCAGCACACAGACAUAAUUCUCCACCCCGGCACCCCGGAUAACCCCCUCCCCUCUAUGGGCAGUUACGUGGAGACCCCAGCGUCCCCUGAACCCUCGAAUCUCCUGUCAGCUUCACUAACAUCGCGGAGACGAAACCGUGUGGUGGAGAGAAAUCUUUCCGGCAUUCCUUUAACACCAAGUUUCGGAAUUCUCCCAUUGUCAUCUGAUACGCCCAGUCCUGGUGAAGGAAGCUUUACCAGCAACCUCCCAUUCAUCACCCCCUCCCCCACUGCCCUCACGGAGACACAACACCUCCCCCCACGGUUGCCCAGGAAGAAGAGGACACAAAACCAAAACCAAAAACCUUUCAACUCUGACCUUGCCCUGGAUAUGACCAGCUUACUCAGGUCCAACUCCAGCAGCACGCAGACAGGACUCACCUCAAACAUAACCAAUGUGAGGAGAAGUACUAGGUUGUUUACAAACUCUAAUUCCGUGAAGGAAAACAAUAAGAGUCAGGCAAAGACAAAAUUCUCCAGCCCUAAAGCCCCAGGGCGUAAGUCGAAGACACGGCUCAGCAAAUCCCAGCAUGAACUGAACGAAAUCAACAAAAGUGAGCAGUCUGUUGACGCCAAGAACGCAGCAAACUCCGAUGUCGCAGCGGAAGUGCAGUUAGCACAACUACAGAGGCAGUCAUUAGUGGGUAUCCUCAGUUUACUACAAUCUAUAGGGAAGGCUUUCCAGGCUCAGUGUCAAUACGAGUGUCAGAAAGCUAUAGAUCUGUACUCAGACUUACCCCCUCAGCAGUAUAACACAGCCUGGGUGUUGAGUCAGAUAGGACGGGAGUACACAGAGCUUAACCAGUACCAGAGGGCAGAAAAAGUGUUUUCCGAAGUCCGUCAGCUAGAACCUCAUCAUCUAGAAGGAAUGGAGAUGUACAGUACAACUUUAUGGCAUUUACACAGGGAGGUGCAGUUGUCUGCCCUUGCUCAGGACCUGACAGAGCUGGACAAGAAUUCACCUGAGGCCUGGUGCGCGGCGGGGAACUGUUUCAGUCUGCAGAAGGAACAUGACACAGCCAUCAAGUUUUUCCAGAGAGCUAUUCAGGUGGCUCCAGACUUCGCUUAUUCCUAUACCCUUCUUGGUCACGAGUAUGUAUUAACUGAAGAGCUUGACAAGGCCCUGUCCUGCUUUAGAAAUGCUAUCCGUGUUGAUCCCAGGCAUUACAAUGCGCGGUAUGGGGUAGGCCUGAUCUAUUACAAACAAGAGAAGUUUAACCUUGCCGAGGUUCACUUUAGAAAAGCCCUGUCCAUUUACCCAGAGAGCUCUGUGCUGGUCUGCCAUAUAGGGGUGGUGCAGCAUGCUCUUCAGAAGACGGAGAGCGCUCUCAAGACCCUCAACAGAGCCAUGGCCAUAGACCCCCACAAUCCUCUCUGUAAAUUCCACAGGGCUUCUAUUCUGUUUGCCAACGACAGGCACAAGGAGGCAUUGUCCGAAUUAGAAGAGUUGAAGGAAAUAGUCCCUAAAGAAUCCCUUGUGUAUUUUCUUAUAGGAAAGGUACACAAGAAGUUAGGCAACACCCACCUGGCCAUGAUGAACUUUUCUUGGGCGAUGGAUCUUGACCCCAAGGGAGCUAACAACCAAAUCAAGGAGGCGAUAGACAAACGUUAUGUUACGGAGGAUGAAGAUUCUAUGUCCAGGCUUAAUGACUCCGACAUAGAGGAAGAGAACACAGCCUUGGCAGAAGCACAGGCACAGCUGGGUUUACAAUUCCCCUCGUUUGUCGUUCAGGAGGAUGUUCAGUUACAGGCCAUGGAGAGUGACGAAAGCCUGUGAUAUACAAGUACACUUAGCCACCAUUUUUCUUAGCUCUUCUUGUCAUGGGGAUGUUUCAGAAUGGCUGUACAUGUGGGGCUUCAAGAAAAGUAAGCUGGGAAUCGGUACAGGUGACAUAAUCUCUUUGAUUUAUAUGGAAUAGAUCGUGUGCAAUAACGAUUUCAGUUACGUCCCUUGACCUGGAGGAGAGAGAGAAACUGGGUUUGCUCCCUUGGUCACAACGAAAAGGGGAAACUGAGUACACUCCCUUGGUCAUAAAAAUGAGGGAAACUGGGUUCACUCCCUUGGCCAUAAAGUAGGAGUGAAACUGAGUUUGCGUCCCUGACUGUAACUAUAGAACAAAGGUCUGUUGUUUUCCAGGAAACUUUUCUGAGAAAUUUGGAAGUUUUUGAAGUUGAAGGGAAUUUAUGUUUAAUAUAUGACCAUAUUAGGAAAUUGGGUAUUUGACAAUAACAUGUGCAAGUGAGUGUGAGCAACUGCCUACAUUUACUGGCCAGUUAUUUGUAAUGUCAGAGCUAGAAAUGAGAGCCUUGUCUGACCUUAAGAAGUAUUUAUUUGUGAUUAGGAAAAGUGCUUGUUGGAUGAUGUCCUCUGAUUUAUGCCUAAGUUAUUUUGUGUUCAUGUUGUGGAGUUGGUGUUAGAAGCACAUGUCAUCGUCUGCCAGCAUGUGUCAUCCUCUGUCAGCAUGUGUCAGCCUCUGCCAGCACAUGUCAGCCUCUGUCACUCGUGUACAGUUGGUAUUAGAAGCACAUGUCAUCCUCUGCCAGCACAUGUCAUCCUCUGCCAGCACGUGUCAGCCUCUGCCAGCAUAUAUCAUCCUCUGUCAGCACAUGUCAUCCUCUGUCAGCACAUGUCAUCCUCUGUCAGCACGUGUCAGCCUCUGUCACUCGUAUACAGUUGGUAUUAGAAGCACAUGUCAUCCUCUGCCAGCACGUCAUCCUCUGUCAGCACGUGUCAGCCUCUGUCACUCGUGUACAGUUGGUAUUAGAAGCAUGUGUCAGCCUCUGCCAGCACAUGUCAGCCUCUGUCAGCACAUGUCAUCCUCUGCCAGCACAUGUCAUCCUCAGUCACUCAUGUGCAGUUGGUAUUAGAAACACGUGUCAGUCUCUGUCAGCACAUCAACCUCUGUCACUUCUGUAUUGUCUUGAGUAAGGCAACACCAAUUAUUUUCGUUUUACGGGUGAGCCUUAAAAAUUAAAAAGUGAAAUCAAAUUAACACUGAAAAUCCAUCUCUUCGUUUUGUCUGAUCUCCUUGAUUUUAUGUUUUCCCUGUUUUUCUUUGCUUCCCUAAGUCUGUUUUUUUCAUUGCAAAAUUGCCAGAAUAACCCACAUAUGUGACAAAUUUGAUGGUUUUCAAGUUUUUACUCUCUAAGAAUUAUUCUGCCAGUAAAACAGCAACUAAAAUUUGUGUGGCCUAAUUAAACAAAUCAGGUAAAAGCUGUCAUGUCAUCAGGUUAUUGUGAUUCGGAGAUUGAUCGUCUAUUUCAAAAGUUCUGUGCAGUCAGGGUAUUUCUAAAUUUGUGUAAAGCAUUGAGUGUUUUGAGACAUAGCACCAAAUGAACAUGAGAUUUCUGAGGACUUGAUGUUAUAAAACUGGAGUUAAGCCCCCCUUAUAGUUUCCCUGACCUGUAGGUGGAGUCUAACAGUACAGGCAUGACAUGGUACCUGCAGUGUGUGUUCUCAUCAGGUGUUUAACAUUUUGACAUAUAAAUAUGAUAUGUGUUAAUAAGAAAGAGAAGAAUGUGUGGGUAUAGUUUGUCCUAGUUAGAUAACCCACAUUUUGCAGGACAGCUCCCCGAGAACAAUGUAAAUCUGCCACUGCUAAAUUAGAACUUGAACUUGUAUAGUCUUGUGGUGGUCUGACAGAUCUGUAUAGUCUAGAACAUGGCCCUAGUUACCUCCCCUGUUUCAACAUAAAAAAAAAUGUAUGGGCUUCUGUAUCUAGUUCCUGGCUACCUCCUUUGUUCCAACACAAAAAAAUGUAUGGGCACACUACCCUGUCCAUAGCUACCUCCCCUGUUCCUACUGGAUGCAUGUGUGAAGGUCCGUAGCUUGUUCCUAGUUACUUCCCCUGUUUCAAUAUGUUACAGGUGUGGGAUUCUGUACCCGGUCCCUAAAUAUCUCCCCUGUUCCACAUGGUACAUGUAUAGGGUCUGUCUGGUACCCUUCCCGCGCCAUUGCUUUACUGCUACUGCUUGGAUGAACCUAAAUUUCACAUUCUGAACUUUCAAGGGUUCAAAAUUGCUUCAAAUGACAAUGCAUAUGUUAGGAGCAUGUACCUUGCUUUUGCAGUUAAGACAACAUGUAACAAGAAAAAAUAUAAAUACACAGUAAAGAACCUAAAAUUUCCCCCAUGACUAAGCUUGAUCCUAGAAAGGUAUUUUUAGGUUUGUUUGGAAGGUAGGAAACAUGUAAAUUUCAUAACUGAAAAUCAUAACUCGUGACAUUUAUUUGCCUCUUUUGGGCAAAAUUUUAGGCCCUUUACUCUAAUUCUUCAACUUUCUCAGAUAUGAAAGAACGACUAUCAGUGCAAUUUCAGUGCACGUUUUAAUUUAAUUUUGGAGACAAAACUACAUUGGUUGGAUUGGCCAGUUUCAGGGCUUCACAGAAUGUAUAAUUUUAUCAAUCAUCACAGAAAAAUGCCUUCAGAAUGUGCUUAAAUAAACACCUUGUAAACAUGUGAAGAGGUUGAAGAAUUACAGUACUGUAUUUUUGUUAUUAAGAAUGGUACUGCAUUUCAAGAGAAUACGCCAGUGAUUGUAUCAUUUAGGAAAGAACUUUCACAUUAAAUAGCUUGAUCACUGAUUAUUUCAUUUCCGUUGAAAAGUAUUAUUUGCAUUCAGUAUGAGCUGUUAUAAUUUAGUCAUUUGGCACGAUUGCUUUAUCUCCUGACAGGGUUCGUACAUGGCCUUCAAAUCCCUGAAAAGCCUGGAAUUCAUAUUCGCAUGUGAAAGAUUUGAUUGUGAAGACAAAAUUACAUUGGCAGAAUUUACCAGAUUCUAGGCAUCUUUUUUGAACAACUAGGCUCAGGGGCCGGUUUCAUGAAGCAUACUUAGUGCUAAGUAGCCCUUGGCUAAGUGCACUUUAUAUCUGUACAACAUGUGUUGUCAUGGUAGUAUAGGGCAAACAGAUAAGUGAGCUUCAUGAAACUAUUCAUAUAACAUGGUGAGCCAAGGGAAUAAUGUAGUGGGCCACUUUUCACAUGUACAUUGUGAGCUGAAGUUUACAGUAUGGUGAGCCUCACAAUGUCAUAAACCUCAGUCACCAUACGGUAAACUUCAGCUCACAAUGUCAUACACCUGGCUCAACCUACUGUAAACUUCAGCUCACAAUGUCAUAACUUUGGGUCAGUAUACUGUAAACUUCAGCUCACAAUGCCAUAACCCUGACUCACCCUACUGUAAACUUCAGCUCACAAUGUCAUAACUUUGGCUCAGUAUACUGUAAACUUCAGCUCACAAUGUCAUAACCCUGACUCACCA